Messenger RNA from Triticum urartu, 1810 nucleotides. RefSeq lists its product as uncharacterized. NCBI's taxonomy places the organism in Eukaryota, Viridiplantae, Streptophyta, Magnoliopsida, Poales, Poaceae. The record is from RefSeq and is a predicted model, not a curated record.
CACGCCACCCAUCCCACACCACGCUCCCCCACACCCACACCACGCUCCGCCUUUCCCACUCUCCUUCCUUCGCUUCGUUGCGAGCCCAGAUCGAUGGCGCAGCCGCAUCCGUCCUCGUCGUCCUCCGCGCAGCCGCCCUCCUCGCCGUGGGUCAUCCUAGGCAGCAUCCCGCGCGUCUCCGCACUGGCGGACGCAGGAGACGUCUCCGUCGAGCUGGCGGCGCCGCCGCGCGUCUCGAUCCUCACCGUCCCCCCGCGCGUCUUCCCGGGCCCCCCUACGCCCCGCAACUUCCCCUUCGUCCUCGCCGCCGACCCCUCCGGCCUUCUCCUCCUCCAGGCCAACCUGCACUGCGCCCCGACCCGUGAGGUCAUCCGUCGCCCCGGCCUCCAGGAACUCUCCUGGAAAUUCGCUACUUCUCGCUACUUCGUGCUCGACGCCACCACCGGCUCGGCGUUCCACCUCCCCUACCCUGAGGCCACCAUCAUGCACCAGGCCCUCCUCGGCCUUCUCGUCUCCCCCAGGGGAGGCGGCCACUACAUGGUCGCGGAGCUCCAGCCCAUCAUCGGCUUGGACGAAGCCACGCUCCUUUGCUUCUCCACAGAGGUUGGGGAGUGGAUCGAGAAGACCGUCCAUUACCCGCUCCCGCCACGCCCGCUGGCUCCCAUCUGCGUGGUUUCGCACCACGGGAGGCUCUGGUGGGUGGACCUCUCAUGGGGCGUCAUCACCUGCGACCCCUUCGCCGACGAGCCGGUCCUGGGCUUCGUUCCGUUCCCGCCGGGAAGGGUCCUGGAGUGCAGGGAAGGUUGGGGUGUCGCCGACAAGUUCCGUUACGUGGGGGUGAGCGGCGGCAAGCUGCGUUUCGUCGACAUGUACAUGGGCAAGCGUGCUGGUGUUGGUGGCAGCGGCACGCACACUCCCACUCCCACGGUAAGCGUGUGGACGCUGGGCGAUCCAGACUCCAGGGAGUGGACGCUGGAGCAGGAGGUGGGCUUUACAGAGAUCUGGGCCGAUGAGAGCUACAAGGCGGCCGGGCUGCCGGAGAAGGUCCCCAUCGUCGCGCUCAUUCACACCAAGAACCCCGAUGUGGUCUACUUCUUCCUCGAGGAGCACCUCUUUGGUGUUGACAUGCGUGCUCGCAAGGUGGUGGAGUGCCAGGUGUAUGGUCUUGUUGCGCCUCCGAGCAUCCGCCUGGCCAGCCGCUUCGUUCGGGCUUGGGAGCUGCCACGGGCGCUCUCCUCCUCAGGCGAGUGGUCUAAUGGCAUCGACUUGGCUGAGAGCGCUAAUGCACGCCCAUACCAGCCCACGCCAGGGGACUACCACUUGGUGGGGGACACCAGGCAGACAUUCAUAGGUUGAAUUGGAGGAACAUGAAGCAGCUAGCAGUCUCCUAUCUAGCCUAGGUAUGCUCAGUCAGUUUACCAUAGCGUUGCUCUAGCCCCAAACACAAGUAUACGUACGAGGAGCCUUGCUCCGGUGCACCCCCCUAACUCAAUUUCCUAGGGGUAUUCUUGACCCCCGUCAUCUAUUUUUUUCUCCGGCCCGCCGCUGCCCAUAUCCAAACCCCGUAGCCCAUAUCCAAGCCCCGUAUAACCCGUAUGACCCAUACGUAUGUAUACGGUGACAUCCCGAAAAAAAAGUAUGACACGACCCCACGACCAGGUAGGACCUGCCGACGGCCGAUCCAUCAAUCACGCAGCUCAAUCAAUCACGCAGCUCCAUCAUUCACGCAGCUCCUCCAUCAUUCUGGUGAGGUUCUUUAGGAAUAUCGGCGGCGGCGAUCUUAUCGCCGGCGAUCUCGUCCGAGAGCGCG